AAAAAAAGACUACAACAUAACCUCAUCCGUAUCAUUACACAAUUAUUUGAAUGAAAAUAGUCUGUGAACAAAUUUAGUGUAAUAACUAUGUUUUGUAUUGUGCAUUAUUAUUUGUUUGAUGUUAUAGAAAUAUUGAUAUAAUGUUUAGUAUGGUAACCGGAAUAUUAAUUUGUCAUGUUCAAGUAUACAUUCAAGAAUAUUUUCAUGUUAAAAUAGAAAAUUAUUGGUUUAGUUAUAAGGAUAACAUUUGAUUUUAACAACUUUGGACAUGGAGAAGUAUAUUGAAAAUAAACCUAGUACUAGUUAUUCUCAAAACGUACUACACAAUUUAAAAACAUAUUUUUUACAUGAUGAUUUUAAAUCCAAUCUUCAAAGGGAUGCUGUUUAUCAAAUAUUAAGAGGAACCAAUGAUGUGUUUGUCUCGAUGCCAACUGGUUCUGGAAAGUCCUUGUGCUUCCAGUUACCUGCCGUUAUGCAAGAGAACAAAGUUACAAUUGUAUUUUCUCCUUUACUAGCCCUAAUGAAGGAUCAAAUUGAUCAUCUAAAAAAGCUAAAAAUCCAUGCUGACACUAUUAAUUCUAAGACACCUGCUGCUCAACGUGAGAAAAUAAUAAAUGACCUCAAAUGUAAGAAAACAUCCUUAAAGCUUCUAUAUGUGACACCUGAACAAGCAGCAACCAAUACUUUUAAGGAUAUUCUGAGAAGCUUAUACAAAGUGAAAAAGGUAGCUUACAUUGUAGUGGAUGAAGCACAUUGUGUCAGUCAAUGGGGUCAUGAUUUCCGCCCAGACUACCUCAAGCUGGGAACUCUACGACAACAGUACUCUGACGUCCCGUGUGUGGCACUCACUGCGACUGCCAGUGCUGUGGUAGUGGAGGACAUAAUCAAUCAAUUGAAGUUAAAAAAUCUUAGAAAAUUUAAGACACCGUGUUUUCGUUCUAAUUUAUACUACGACAUAAUUUAUCAAGACUCUCUUGAACAUUCCUAUUCUCAUUUAAAACAAUUUGUUGUGAAACAUUUGCCAGCGGAAGAGGAGCUAAGUCCUAUGAACCGAGCCUGUGGAAUAAUAUAUUGUCGUACCCGAGAUCUGACUGAAGAAGUCGCUCAAGUGUUAUCUAAAACCGGUGUUCCUACUGUGGCAUAUCAUGCAGGUCUUCGAGAAAAACUAAGAGUUGAAGUACAAAAUCAGUGGUGUGAAGGAAAGUACAGAGUCAUAGCUGCAACAAUCAGUUUUGGAAUGGGUGUUGAUAAGGCAACAGUAAGAUUUGUGGUCCAUUGGGGCAUUGCAAGCAGUAUUCCUGCAUAUUAUCAAGAGAGUGGAAGAGCAGGCCGAGAUGGUAAACCUGCGUUUUGCAGGAUAUACCAUGCACGUAAUGCUAAAUCUUCGUAUGAAUUUAUUUUAAGAAGUGAAGUUUUCAAAGCAAAAACCAAAGAGAAAAAGGAAAAAGCUGAAGAGUCUUGCAAAUCUUUCCAAAAAAUGGUGAAGUUCUGUGAAUCUGUUGAAUGCCGUCAUGCCAUGUUCGCCACUUAUUUUGGUGAUGAGAAGCCCAAAUGUAAAAAGCAGUGUGAUGUCUGUAGCAAUAAGGAAGCAGUUGAAGAAAGUCUCGGUUCAUUCUGUGUGGGAGGAGGUCUACCUCGGAGUUCACGUACCAGUUUGGUGACCCAAGAACAGUGGAAUAGUGGCUACAAUGACCUCUAUGGUUCUGGUCGCAAAGGCAUGUCUGAGGAUUUUGAAUCAUAUAAUGAAGAAGGUAGCUGCCGUAGUCCAAACUCCGAUAGAAAUCCUAAACUCACAGGCAUGAUAAAGAAACAGUUAUCACUCAGACGAGCAAGUCAACAUUCAGAUGAUGACGACGAUGACAGUUAUAAAGUGAAAGCAAACUUAUCAAAAGUGAGAGCUGCAGAAAGUACAAAAAUAAAAGUGAAUGGGCUUACAAUAAGUGCCAGAGAAGGAUAUGUAAAAUUUCUCCAGGAACUAUUACAGAAGAAUCUUGACCAGUGUAGUAUUGUCGAUCCUCCUGAUAAUGCACUCAACAGUUCGGAUGUGGAACAAGCUGCAUUAGAUUUGGAGUAUCAGGCUUUCACAGCUAACAAAGCAAUGUCAUUAUAUCGCAGAGCAAUAGCUAAACUGUCUGCUGAUGUGAAAAAUGCCACAAAGCAAAUGUCACUUUACAUAUUGCUGAAAUCUUACGAGUCUCAUAACUCAAGGAAUAGCAAUAGCAUAUCAAGUGUACAAGAAGAGAAACUCUCAACUGCCAAGAGUAAAAACCCAUUUGUCUCCGCUUCUACACUCAUUGGUAUGAGUAAAACUCUCGAAGAGAAUAAGAGAGUGAGUAAGAAAAAUAAAUCAGAAGAAAAAAGUAAAGGUCAGACAUCUGUUUCGUCUUAUUUCAAAAACUCUAGUGAGAAAGCUAAGUUUAAAAAUUCCAGUCCAACUUCAGAAAUCGUUGAAAUACCAUCAGAUGAUGAAGAUGAAGAUCAUAACCUCGAAGAGAAGAAUCAACAUAAAGAAUAUGAAGAACUCCUUAAAUUUAGUAAUAAUAGUGACAGGAAUAUAAAAACAUCAAAGUGUUAUUCUGAGAAUGAGUCAGAUAGCUGUAAAACUGGUGCUUCUUUGGCACAUGACUUGCAGCAGGCAGAUGUUGAAGCGUUGACUGAUAUUCAGUCAAAACUCACUCGAGAAACAACAGAAGAAUCAGAAAAGGCCGGGUUAUUCUUCAAUGUUGAUGACUUAUUUGAAGAAAGUCCUAAAGAUGAGUUGAUUAAUGAUAAGAAUGUUAAUGUAGUUUUAUCAGAUGAUGCUCAGCACUGCAACCAAAAAAGUAACCCCUUAAAACAUCAGUGUAAAGAAAUUGAUCCUAGUAAAAACAAAGGUAAAGAGACAAAUAUACACAAUUCUAAUUAUUUUCAAUCUGAGAAAAAUAAUUUAACUCCUAAUCAUAAACACAGGAAAAGAAAGAUGUUUGAAAACAGUUUUGGAGACUCAGAAAGUAUUGUAAGUGAUAUAAUUACAUGUAAAAAGUUUAAAUCCCCAAUUGACAAGCCGUCUGAAGUGCACAUUGAAAAAAACAUAGAAUGUAAAAAAGUUGUGAGAGAAAUGAAAAAAUCUCCUCAAAUGAAAAAUAAAAGUGACAUCAAUAAAAUUAUAUCAAGAACAAAAUCCUUAGACAAUGGAGACAAUAAUUAUAAAUUGAGACUUCAAAAGAAUGAAGAGUCUCCUGUAAAAAAUAAAAAUCUAGAAUCCAAAAAUUCGCCCAGUAAAAAGGAGAAAGAAAAAGUGUCUGACACUGUAAUUAAGUUCCUCAUGCCAUUUUACAAACAAAAAAGGAUUGCAGAUAAAGAUUUAUUUAAAUAUUUAGCAAGAACACUGGUCCACAAAGUGAUUUCUGAACAACUUUUAUCAGAUGGUGAUGAAAUUAAAAAUCUAAUUAAGAGAAUAUUUAAAGAGGAACCCAUACUAGAAGACAAAGCCCAAGUAGAUCAAAUUAUUUUACUGGCAGAAAUAUAACCCUAAGAAGAUACAUCAAUGAAACUCAUCUUUUCUUCUGGAGAAGAAAUGUUUUAUUUCAAGGCUAACCAGGACACCAGAGCCUGUUCCAGGUAAUAGUACUUGGACUUUUUUUCCUAAUCUACUCUCACAUUUAUCUCUAAGAAUAAUGUUUGUCAUAAUGAUAAGAACAUUUCAUUUACUGGUCAGUAAUUUUAAAACUUUAAAUAAUUGUAAUCUGAUUUACUGGUUAACUUUAUUAAUUAUUGCAUAAAUGAAUGUAUAAAAAUGUAUUUUAAGAUCAUGUUAUAUUUUUUAUGACUUACAUUAUUAUUUCUUUUAUACAUUUUAAAUGUGAAAAAGUUUUAUAGUGAAAUGAAAAGUAUUACUGUUAUUUUUUUAGAUCAUGCUUCUCUGAGUUUUGUUUAUAUUUAUAGAAUUUACAUUGGUUUCCCCUAUUUUUAGAAUAACUUGCAUUAACCAAAUCUGCCUGAAAAUGUGCCUUUGUGUAUAUUAUUUUGUAAAUAAAAUAUUGUAUUAAAUUGUAUUUUAGUAUUGCUGUAAUUUGCUUAUUUUAACAUAAAAUUAGUUUGAAAUGGGCUGAUCCCAAAUUCUCAUCAGCCACGAAUUUGGAAUAAGUUGUUAGUUAAUUUUAAAUGUCAACAUUUAAUAAGGAUGUGUAAGAAAAGAUGUUUUUUUAUUGCUAAGGAAAAGUUGUAAUACCAGAUUUGGCUGCACUGGUAUGUAGGAGAGAGCGUUGUAGGAGUGAAACAAUAAAGGUCUAAUGAUACUUCAUCAACUCAGUGUUCUGUACAUAUCAGUACAAUUGCAGUGUUCUGAUAAAACACUUGCCUUGUGAAAAGUGCAGGUUUCAAAUUCUAUGAAGGUUAUUUGAGAAUGUGGUAAAGGAGUUUAUCAAUUUAAAAGGGACAAACAAUCAUUCAAAAGUUACGAGAAAGCAUGGGAAUCCGGAAAUCCAGGUGUGUCAUUUUACUGGGGAAAUUUAAGAAUAGAAAAGAAGAAAACUUUAUGAGCUAGUCAUUUGUCUAAUUAUACAAUUUACAGAGGUCAACAAACUGCAGAUAUAACAAAACUGUUCUAACUUCGGAAUGUUUAGAUUGCCAAAAACUUAGUUCUCAAUGAGAGUAGAAUAUUCUCUCUGCUGAAAACAAAACAACUACAUUGAAUUUGGAUGAGCUUUGCUUGAGUGAUUUGAGAACAAACACUGUUCUUAAUUUAUUUAACAGUUAUAGUUAUGUACUGUCAAAUACAAUUCAGUCUUAAUCUCAAAGCUAGUUAUUGACGCAGUAAUUGGGUGGAAAUUUUCCUCUGACGUUGAUAUUUACUACAUGGUUAUAUACUAAGUGAUCUUCACUACUCUCAAUGUGACUGCACCGUAAGGCUUUGCCACAGUCAACGUCUUAAUUAAGAUAUAAAAAAGUAUAUGAAAUAACCUAACAUCAUACUGUAUUUAUUAAAGUGCACCCAUUCUUAAUUUAUAUAUUAAUUUAUUAUCUACUCCAUUUAUACUUUUCCACAUAUCUGUGGAUAUUUUGUAAUAGUUACAGAUAAUUUAAUGACAUCUUUUGUUUAUUUUCUAUAUCAUAACGGAAUACAAUAAUGUUAAUGCAAGUUGAGAGCAUAAGCCAGGUAAAGUAAAAGUUGAAUAACCCAAAACUUACUAUAAAUCGUGUAUUUUUUUAACAAGAAACAUAUUAUUCAGGAAAAAAGUCUACAUUAUUACCAGAUCAUCACAAAUAUCACUUAUUUGUUCACUUCAGUGAUUGUCAUAAAAAAUAAAGUAUGCAUUUUUCUGAUGAUAUUUACCAACAGGAACUAAGUAUGUCAAACAUAAAUGAUUACUUAGUAUAGAUAAUGUACUGAAACACUAGUGUAAUAUUAUAGAUUCCUGUUACAUGUAUAAACAUUAAAAAAAUUGAUUGCUGCAGAUUCCUUACUGCGCAGAAUCAGAUUGAGAGUAGUUGGUUUCACUCAGCUCAGAGCUGCAGUGAAGGCAUUAACUACAUGUUUUUAUAGUUAGACAGUUAUUACACAGAAGUUUUAGAAGUUUUUUUCACAGUGAGACUAGUCGGUUUAACACAGUGUAGAGCCGCAGUGAAGAUGUUAAUUCCUUACUUGUUUAGCUGUAAUUCUAAUUUGUACAAAUGUUACUCCUAAUUCUAGCCUAAUACACAGAGAGAUAAGAAUACAGGGUUAAAUAAUUAAGGGUGUACUGUAUGGUAACAAUUAUUGGUCAUAAUUAUUAUUCCGUUAUAGUCUAACCAUUGGACUUUAAUCCUGUUAGUAAAAUAUUAUCUAAAAAGCUUUUUUACUAGCACUGAACAUUUGGUAAUAGCCUCUUAUUGUGUUUUUUAAUCCAAAUCACAGGCUUGCUGCCAAUGAGAAUGCACUGGAUAAGGCAAAAAGAGGACUGAUUUUUCUGUAAAAAUGAGGAAAUGGGUCAAAAACUAGGUCGAAUUAGUGUAUAAAGGAGAAAUAUGACUUCCAUUACCAAGUCUGGAUCUGUUUAAUAUAAUAGUUAUAUAUUUUUAAUACUGCUUUUUGUGGUAAUUAAUCAUAUAAAUUAUAAUAUUAAUUAUAUUAUCAAAUAUUAAUUUAUUGAUAGUUGGAAUGUUGUUAUAAGUAAAUAUGUAAAAUAUAGUACUUAUGUGAAUACAAGUGUAUUGUGUAUUGUUGUUUUGUUACUUUUGUUUGAAUUUGGAAAUAAAAUGGUACAAAUUGA
This is a messenger RNA of Homalodisca vitripennis (glassy-winged sharpshooter), 6230 nucleotides long. RefSeq names its product ATP-dependent DNA helicase Q5-like. NCBI's taxonomy places the organism in Eukaryota, Metazoa, Arthropoda, Insecta, Hemiptera, Cicadellidae. The transcript has 14 exons. Gene Ontology annotation, biological process: double-strand break repair via homologous recombination. Gene Ontology annotation, molecular function: 3'-5' DNA helicase activity; ATP binding; four-way junction helicase activity. Gene Ontology annotation, cellular component: cytoplasm; chromosome. The coding region runs from base 269 to 3508 and encodes 1079 amino acids. The record is from RefSeq and is a predicted model, not a curated record.